AUGACGCGCUCGUCUGCUCGUUUCCCACCCGAGGCAAAGCAGCACCGCAGCAGGGACAACAUCACGUGGACGUGCGCGAUGCACGCACGUCGAUCGAGCGACUAUGGAAUGCUCGAGGGGCCGCGCAUACUGCAGCGAUGGAGGGACGUCGGGGAGGGAACGGGUCACGCCACUGUCAAGCCUUCGCACGGCCAAGCGCCAGGCCAGCGACGCGGGAUCGGCGGGAGGCUUGGGCCUGUGGUAUUCUACACGACUUGCUGCGCUGUCCUGUACUGUCGUUCUGGCGACGCCUGCGCCGCGAUGCGACGACGCAGGAGGCCGGUGGGGUACUCGUGGUAUCGUACGCGCAACGCCUCGCGAGGGGAGGCGAGGCGGGAUGCUCGAGUCUCGAAGUCGCGUCGACGAGCGCAUCGAGCGUAUAAGCCUCGGACGGGCCUGCGGGCGUCCUGCACGGUGGCGUUCCCGUGUUCGGCGCGGAGGCGGAGAGCUCUGGCGGCACUGUGCUGUGCUUGGACGGCCUCCGAUGGUUUGUUGUACCUACAGUAA
Heterobasidion irregulare TC 32-1 is the source of this 546-nucleotide messenger RNA. RefSeq lists its product as uncharacterized. The coding region runs from base 1 to 546 and encodes 181 amino acids. The record is from RefSeq and is a predicted model, not a curated record. The transcript has a single exon. NCBI's taxonomy places the organism in Eukaryota, Fungi, Basidiomycota, Agaricomycetes, Russulales, Bondarzewiaceae.